AUCAGAUCCGCCGCCGAGCUCGUAUGGCGCUUAAAACCCCUCCCAAAACCCUAACCCUAACCCAGAUUCUCUGAAACACUAACCCUAAGUCCCAACUCCGGCAACGGAUAGAACGUCUGAAUCUGCUAUCGAGUAACCACGUUGAAGCGGUUCUAUUCCCCGGCCUCCAUUCGACGCCAGAGCAAGAUGAGGAACGCGUGGAAGGCGCUCUUUCUUCGGAGCUCUUCACGGAUCUCAGCUCGAAGCUCGAGAAUUGGAUCCCUAAAUCUCCAGGUGAGAGCCCGGGAACCGCAAAAUCGUAGCUUUCUUGCUCCGUUUCUCGGCCGGCAGGCUCUUGGAAGCCCUAGAGACCGCUAUUUCUCGUCGGAGCCGGCCAUCGAUCGGAAGGAUCACGAUCACGCUCUCGUGGCGCAGAUAUUCUUGAAGCCGAUCGGGUCUGAUGAGAUCAAGGCCGAAUUAGAGUCCCUUAAUCUCUCGCUGGACCAAGAGACUGUGAACUUGGUGCUCGAGGACCUCGAAGGGAGCCCCGACAUCGCUCGGAGGUUCUUCGAUUGGGUCUUGGACAGAGGUAGUGUCAGGCUGAACUCGAAGUCAUAUAAUUCAUUGCUUGAGAUCAUCGGCACGAAGGGCCGGUCAGAGGAAUUUUGGGGUUUGGUUGAGAUCAUGAAGAAAAAAGGAUUCGGGAUAUCAAAAGGAACCUACUUGAAAGUCUCGGAGAGUUUUAAAGAGCAGGAAGUGGAGAGGGAUUUCAAUUUGUUGAAGGAAAUUUAUUUCUUGAAUUCCCAUGAGAAUGUAGUUGGGAGGAUGUGCCCUCAAAUUUGCAAGAUUUUGAGAGGAGCGGAUGAAUCAGGUGAAGGCGUUCAAAAGAAACUAGAAGACUUGGGUGUAGUUUUGUCGUCUGAUUUGGUCGUUGCAGUCUUGGAAAGGAUUAGCUCAUACCCUAAAAAGGCUCUGAUGUUUUCCAAUGGGUCGAGGAAAACACAUCUUUUAAAAUUGAUGGUAGAGUUUAUAAUGCAAUGGCCAGGGUUCUUGGUCGAGAAGAUUGCAUCAAAGAGUUUUGGGAUGUUCUUCAUAAGAUCAGAAAUGGCAGGCAUGAGUUGGAGCUGGAGACAUAUAUCAAGGUCUUGGAAAGGUUUCUCAAUAGGAAAAUGAUUGCAGAGGCUGUGAAUCUUUAUGAGUUUGCAAUGGGCAGUUCAGAGAAGCCUUCACCUCAGGAUUUUGUAUUUCUGUUGAGAAAAACAGUGGUAAGUAGAGAUCCAGAUUUGAAUUUGAUUACUAGGGUUGUUCGCAUUUUUAUAAAUGCUGGGAAUUCUAUCAAGGGACAAGUUUUCGACACGGUUCUUAAAUCACUGAGGAGCGUUGGUAAACUAGCAGAGUGCGAUAAGAUCUUGAAAGCCAUGGAAGAAGGGGGCUUUGUAGCAGACAGUUCUGUGCAUGAUCGGGUUGUGGUUGGACUUUGCAGUGCUGGGAGAUUGGAUGACGCGCUUGAAUAUUUAGAUAAUGUGGAAAAAGCAGGGUAUAGUUUGGAUCCAAAGACAUGGGCAUCUUUAGUUCAAAAACAUUCUCGGGCUGGCAAGCUAGAGAUGGCAUUGCAGUGUUUCUAUAAGAUGAUAGAAAGAAAGGAUGGUGAGAAUGUUGGCUGUGCCUUUGACGUGUUGGUGAAUGGGUUUUGCCAGAAAAACAGGGCAAAAGAUGCAUACAAGAUACUUAAGGAUUUGGUCACUAAAAAGAAUGUGGAACCUUGGCAAAGUACAUACAAGUUCCUGAUUGAAAGGUUGGUAAGUCAAGGAAAUAUCAAAGAAGCUUGCAGUCUUCUGGGGUUGAUGAAAAGCCAUGGAUAUCCCCCCUUUGUUGACCCAUUUAUUGGCUAUAUGUCUAAAUCAGGAACUGUGGAUGAUGCUUUGAGUUUUUUGAAGGCAGUGACUGGGAAAGAAUUCCCUUCAAAGACGGUGUUUUUGCAUAUGUUCGAAGAGUUGCUCAAGGCAGGGAGGCAUGAGUUGGCACAUAAUAUACUUUCUAAGUCUCCAGGAUGUGUUCGUAACCAUGCUGAUGUCUUGGAUCUCUUCUACUCAAUGAAGCCAGAUGAUGCUACUGCAGCAGCUGCAUAGGUGAUCUGCAGCACAGGUGCAAUCGGAUUAAACAGUGCGAAAAAAGGUUGAAGGAUUUACCUUCAGGUAAGUGUCGAUGGCUUGGUAGAGCCCGUCG
Molecule: messenger RNA, 2205 nt
Organism: Phoenix dactylifera (date palm)
Lineage: Eukaryota; Viridiplantae; Streptophyta; Magnoliopsida; Arecales; Arecaceae
Product: pentatricopeptide repeat-containing protein At3g02490, mitochondrial-like
Biological process (GO): RNA splicing
Molecular function (GO): protein binding
Source: RefSeq, a predicted model, not a curated record